Messenger RNA from Oryzias melastigma (Indian medaka), 2819 nucleotides. RefSeq lists its product as uncharacterized. The record is from RefSeq and is a predicted model, not a curated record. The transcript has 4 exons. The coding region runs from base 32 to 1045 and encodes 337 amino acids. NCBI's taxonomy places the organism in Eukaryota, Metazoa, Chordata, Actinopteri, Beloniformes, Adrianichthyidae.
AAAAGGCUACGCUGUGACUUCAGUCCGCAAUAUGCUGAUGAGCGUCUCUGGCUUUUUCAAUCACGUGCAACACUCUUUCAUGCUGCAAAGUAGGCUGUCAAACAGCGACAUUGGACGAGCGCAGUACGAACUGAAGAAGCUCAGGUCUUACAUCAACAGGGACGUUGUGCCACGCCAGCAAAAAUUCAAGAGGGUGAAGACCUCAAUUCUGCCUCGGGCUUCAGAGGAAGUCCAUUUCCUGGACACCGCCAAGCAGCGCAUCCCACAGCUAUUUGAAAGCCUACUUUCCUACGACAACGCAGCAUUAGUCACCGAACACAACCUCUUAAUGGGCUAUAUCAUGGGAUAUCUGUCCAUCAUCAGCGGGCAUCGGAGCACAGUCAUCAGAGAGAUGGAGGCGUCUGACGUGAUGGACGCUGACUCCUGGAACAACGGCCGGGUGUGGCAAAUCUUGGUGGGCAAUCACAAAACUGGCUGGUCUGGACAACCCUGUGACGUUUGGCACCAUACGGAGCAGUGUGGCAACCCAAGUGGAACGACAUCUGUCCUCGUCCGAGCGGAGGAGGGUGGUCUCGGCGAUGUGCCACGACGCGUCGACGGUGGACAGAUUCUAUGUCGCCCUUCCAAGCCGAGAAGAAGUCUAUCGCCUGAGAACCCUCCGAAUGAAGGCUCUCCGCAUCGAGGCCAAUACGCCCAGCGCCGACGCAGACACAAACACAAACGCAGACGCAGCCACAGCCGCAGACAGGCAAGACCCCGCCGUAGCCCUCGCGCCCACACGCAGCCAGAGAGCGGUGGCGUCUGUCUCCUGUCAGCCAGUCACCACCACGACUUCUGCCCCGCCAGCUGCCAGCAACAGGCCCAGGGUCGACUGGAACAAAGUCGACGUGGAUUCCCAGAGGCCCAGCACCAGCAGGGCACUGUCUACACGUGCCUCCAUGUUCCAGCGACAGACCUUUCCUGCUCCGUGCCAGGACGCUGCUGCUCCCACUGUGCGCCGCCCCUCCCCGAGAGAGUAGAUCCAAUUCUCCUUGUCCCCCACUGACGAGCUCCGCGAGCGAGACGCCGGCAGGCCCACGAGGGCAGGCGCGCACAGAGAGGCCCCCGCAGCACAACCCAGGUCCAGGGUGUUGUGCACCAGAGCACGCGGCAUCCCCACAGCCACACCAUCAGGCCAGCCGGCCCCCCGGGUCGCAGCCCCGACGAGAUCGCAUCAGGCACAAAGACCAGUGCGAGGAAGCUGGGGUUUGGCUGACCUUGUCAAGGCGCGGAGGCUGCGGCGGGUGCGGCCUUUGCUGGCACGCAAGUGUAAGUUUGCGCCUGGCCCAAAGUGAGGUGGAACUCUCUGUGUUUCUCCCAAGUCGCCUUGUUGAGAGUUCGAGUUCUGAAAGGGUCUCGCGGGCUUAGAAGGGCGGCGCACCCUCUGCCUACAGCUGUUGUCGUUCUUGUGGGUUUUUGUUUUGUCUUGGGGGCGGGGGGUGGUCUUUUCGUUUGUGGUUAGGGUUAGGAAUAGGAUUAGCUCCCCUCCUUGCAAAUAAAGGGGGUGCACGGUCCAUCCCCCUAUGGAGACCAAUACCCUGCUCCCACUCAGGCUGGAAGUUGCGGCGUGGGCGGCCAAGUGUCCACCCGUCCUCCGCCAUGUAGGCAAUGUUGCCUUGGUUAUCUUAAUUAAAUAAAUGUGUAUAUAGUUUUAGAUAUGUUAUAAUUGUUUUCAAACAAUAUAUGCAAUAUAUGUAUAUAUAGGUAUAUAUAUAUAAACUUAAUAAACUGUGUUUAAAUGUAAGCAUAAAAAAAAAAAUAAUAAAUUAAAGAAAUUAUAAAGUGAGUCGAAACCCAAAAACAAAACUUAAGUGCCUCGGCCGUGACGUUUUGACCUGAAAAGGUCUUCUUCAGGUGUAUGAGGCACUGGAAAUAAGGGUAAGAGUUGGUCUGAGCUAAGGAGAUGUUUGUCCUUCGAGAGACAAGGCAGAAAUGAGCUCUCUGCCUCCCUGCUCCUAUUUAUAAGCUCCACUCAGGCCCCUCCCUCCCUGUGAAGGGAUUCUAUUUUAACUUUCCAUUCUUGUUUUUUACUUUUUAUAAUACAUAAAUUGCUAUCAAGUGUUUUAAAUUAAAUUAGUAUAUUUAAAAUUAUAUUUUUAAUUUAAUAAAUGAAAUAUAUAUGUGUAUUUGUGUACUUUUAAUAGUGUUGCUAUAAUAAAUUUUAACAUGUUUAUUAAAUCCUUUUAUCGUGUUCUAAUAUUUAUUAAAUAAAUUACUGUAAAGUGUUUUUAUUUAGUGUUUUAGGACAUAGUUUAUGUUGUUGAAGAAAAUAAAUAUAUACAUGUAUACUUUUAAUUGUGUUCUAUUUGCUAUGUUAUAUGCCAUUUAAAUGUUUUUUUAUCUUUUUAUCAUAUAUUCUAUAAUUUAAAGGCUAUAUUUAUGGUUUUAGCAUUAUAUUGUAUAUUGUACCAUACAUACACACAUAUAUAUAAUAAAAACUGCCAAUUUUUAUAUAUAAGUAUAUAAUCUUUAGGGUUAGGGUUGGGGUUGGGGUUGGUGUUAGGUUUAGGGUUGGGAAAACAUUAAUUAAAAUUCAUAAAAGACUUUAAAAAGGUAAAAAGCAUGCCUUAAUAUAUUUACAAGGACGCACAUAGUUAAAAUCAAUGGGGAUUCCUCUACCAGAGAUUGGAAUGUCUUAAGGAGGUGGACGGGAAUUGAACCGGGGCUUCCAGCAUGGCAGUUCCUCUUGUUAACCAUUGUGCUACGCUCUGUGAGGUUGACAUGAAGGCUAGGAGUCCUAAGUCGGUUCAUGAUGACUAAUAACAUAAAAAAAGAAAAAA